Molecule: messenger RNA, 4725 nt
Organism: Amphiprion ocellaris (clown anemonefish)
Lineage: Eukaryota; Metazoa; Chordata; Actinopteri; Pomacentridae
Gene: atp10b
Product: ATPase phospholipid transporting 10B
Exons: 22
Coding region: 141-4202 (1353 amino acids)
Biological process (GO): phospholipid translocation
Cellular component (GO): plasma membrane
Molecular function (GO): ATPase-coupled intramembrane lipid carrier activity; ATP binding; magnesium ion binding
Source: RefSeq, a predicted model, not a curated record
CAGGCCUCACACAUUCAUAGAGAAACACUAAAAGGAGGAGCAUGGGCAAGAGGAGAGGCCCUUUAACCCGAAGGAGCGAUGAGUUUUGAGAGGAUGGAAAAUAAAAGCUAGUGAGAAGAGGAAAAUCAAAAACCAGAGCCAUGACGUGGAGGAGCCCCCUGGCCCUGAUGAGGGACGCUCUGCGAGGUCAGAGGGCCCGGGAGAAGGACCUCCGCAACCUGGUGUCCAACCUGCCUUAUGAGGGACUGGAGAAAGCGAAGCAACCCAACCGCCACUUCCCAUCAAACGCCAUCAAAACCACCAAAUACACCCUCCUCCUCUUCAUCCCCAUGAACCUCUUUGAGCAGUUUCACCGUCUGGCCAACAUCUACUUCGUGGGGUUGGCUAUUCUGAACUUUAUCCCAGUGGUGAACGCCUUCCAGCCUGAAGUAGCUCUGAUCCCCAUCUGUGUCAUCUUGUCUCUGACGGCCUUGAAGGACGCAUGGGAGGACUUCAGGAGGUACCAGUCGGACAGGAAGCUCAACAACACGCCGUGUCUCAUCUACAGCAGGAAGGAGAAGCAGUUUAUGGAGAGACGCUGGAAGGAUGUGCGAGUGGGAGAUUUUGUGAAGGUGGUUUGCAAUGAGAUCGUCCCUGCAGAUCUGCUUCUUCUCCACACAUCAGACCCAAACAGUGUGUGUCACAUAGAAACAGCCAACCUGGACGGAGAGACCAACCUGAAGCAGAGGACGGUGGUUUCUGGGCUCCUGAAUUCUGAAUUCGAACCCGAAAGCUUCAGUGGUAUUGUGGUGUGCGAGAAGCCCAACAACAACCUGAAUCAUUUCAAGUGUUACGUAGAGAAACCUGAUAAGGAGAGGGCAGGCGCUGGGAUCGAGAGUCUGCUGCUGAGAGGCUGCACAGUGAGAAACACAGACCAUGCUGUUGGCUUUGUGGUUUAUGCAGGCCACGAAACCAAGUCCAUGCUCAACAACAACGGGCCUAGAUACAAGCGCAGCAAACUGGAGCGGAAGCUGAACAUAGACGUCAUCUUCUGCGUCAUUCUGCUCUUCACCAUGUGUCUCGUCGGAGCACUAGGUCACUUCUUAUGGCUGCAGGCGCUGCCUGGCAUCCCUCCUUACCUGGUCCCCGACAGCAGCGGUCACCUGGACAGUCCCAGUCUGUCUGGUUUCUACAUGUUCUUCACCUUGAUCAUCCUGCUGCAGAUCCUGAUUCCCAUCUCUCUCUACGUGUCCAUUGAGUUGGUCAAGAUCGGUCAGAUCUUCUUCGUCACUAAUGACACUGACCUGUUCGAUGAGGAGACCGAUAGCCGUAUACAAUGUAAAGCUCUGAACAUCACAGAGGACCUGGGACAGAUUGAAUAUGUCUUCUCAGACAAGACUGGAACCCUCACCGAGAACAAGAUGGUGUUUCGGCGAUGCUCCAUCAUGGGUACCGAGUAUCCACACAAAGAAAACGUGUGCUUUAGAUCAGUACAUUGCUGGGAUAUUCUUCUUCUGCCAGGUUUCUGCAGUCAUCUUAUCAGCCAGUAUUUUGGUAUCUCCAUAAAUGCUUAUGGCGCCAUCCAUAAAUCUAUCCGCCUAGCUGUCCUUGGUGAACCAGAGUCAGAGGAAGAGGUCAUCUUCGACCAGCGUCCACAAUCCCUGCAGACUGGUUGGUCCCUGGAUGCUGAGGACACAAACCCCCGAGACACCACACAGCGCCGUGGCAGUCGACACAGGAGCAAGGUCACGGGAAUUGCUCAGAGCGAUGUGGCCUUCAGCAGUCCACUGGAAACUGAGGUGAUUCCAGACAAGAAGCUGCUUCAGCAGAUUAGCAGGGCAGAGAGCAGCAGCGGCAGCAGGAAGACAGAUCCCUACCUGGACUUUUUUCUGGCUCUUGCCAUUUGCAACACAGUGGUGGUUUCCAUGGCAACAGCUCAGAGACGGAGGGUGAGUGUGUCUCCACGCUCCUGCCACAGCACUAAUCUGCUGGAAAGGUUGUCCAGUCUGGUGAAAAACUCCGGCUCUUCAUGCUGCAAGCGCAAGCCCGAGAGGAACCGCACAUUUUCAGAGAGCUCAGUUGUAGAGGAGGAUCAUUUUCAUCCCUCUGUUAAGAUGGAGAGGAAUGGGGGCGGCUAUGGGCUCCAGACAUGCUCCCUCCAUGCUGCAUCACAGAGCGACAAGGCUGUGGCACCCUCAGAUAAUCUGAGGUAUGAGGCAGAGAGUCCAGAUGAGGCCGCCUUGGUUUACGCAGCCAAGGCAUAUGGCUUCAUUCUGCUGGCCCGCACCCCUGACAGCGUGACGGUGAGGCUGCCGUCUGGGGAGGACCUGGUGUUCAAGGUGCUGGACACCUUGACCUUUGACUCCAACAGGAAGAGAAUGUCUGUUUUGGUGCAACACCCAAUCACCAAAGAGUAUGUGCUGUACACUAAAGGAGCAGACUAUGCCAUCAUGGAGCUACUUGGUACGCCUUAUGCAGAGGCUCUCAGUGGUAAACAGAAGAAUACAGCAGCUGAUACUCAGCAUCACCUUGACUGUUAUGCCAAGGAAGGGCUCCGAACACUGUGUGUUACAAAGAAGGUUGUGAGUGCAAAAGUGUAUGAAAGCUGGUCAGUGGACAGACAGAGAGCGCUGGCUGCUAUAGAUAACAAAGAAGAGCUCAUCAUGGAUACUGCUGUGCAACUAGAGACAAACCUGUCUCUGCUAGGGGCAACCGGCAUCGAGGACCGACUCCAGGAGAACGUCCCCGACACCAUCAUGGCUCUGAGGGAGGCUGGGAUCCAGGUGUGGGUUCUGACCGGUGACAAACCAGAAACAGCUGUCAACAUUGGCUAUGCCUGCAGGCUACUGGAAGAGGAAGACCUGGUGAUUAACAUGAGCUGCAGAAGCAAGAUCACGUGCACAUCCAUCCUGGACUGCACCCUGGAGGAAGUGAGGAGAUACGGCGAAGACCCUCGUAACGUGGACACAUGCCCGGACAUCGCUCUGGUGAUUGAUGGACGCACCCUGACCAUGGCUCUGUCACCAGACCUGCAGGAGCGCUUUGUGGAUCUGGCCAAGCGCUGCCGCUCUGUGCUCUGCUGCAGAGUCACACCUUUACAGAAGAGCAGAGUGGUGAAAGUGAUCAGGGAGAAACUCAAGGUCAUGACGCUCGCUGUUGGUGAUGGUGCAAAUGACGUCAACAUGAUCCAAGCAGCUGAUAUUGGCAUUGGGAUAUCUGGUCAGGAGGGGAUGCAGGCGGUUAUGGCCAGCGAUUUUGCCAUAUCUCGCUUCAGACACCUGAAAAAACUUCUCCUGGUCCACGGACACUGGUGCUACACUCGACUGGCCAAUAUGAUAAUUUAUUUCUUCUACAAGAACGUGGCUUAUGUGAACCUGCUGUUCUGGUAUCAGUUCUUCUGCGGAUUCUCCGGCACGGCUAUGAUCGACUACUGGCUGAUGAUUUUCUUCAACCUUUUCUUCACCUCUGCACCUCCCAUCAUGUUUGGGAUCAUGGACAAAGAUGUUUCUGCAGAGGUGCUGCUGGGAGUUCCUGAGCUGUACAGGACUGGACAGGGUGCAGGGGAAUACAAGUUUUCAACAUUCUGGGUUUCCAUCCUUGAUGCUUUCUAUCAGAGCCUGGUGUGCUUCUUUAUUCCAUAUUUGGCUUACCAGGAUUCAGACAUUGAUAUUUUUACCUUUGGAACUCCUCUGAACACAAUUUCUUUAUUUACCAUCCUGCUGCAUCUGUCAAUAGAGAUCAAAGCCUGGACGGUGGUCCACUGGGUGAUCAUGCUGGGCAGUGUGGCGUUGUACUUCGUUGUGACGCUCGCCUACAGCGCCAUCUGCGUCACCUGUAACCCUCCAUCCAACCCGUACUGGAUCCUCCAGAGCCAGAUGGCCGACCCCAUGUUCUACCUUAUCUGCCUCAUCUCCACUGUGGUGGCUCUACUGCCCAGGUACACGUUUCACGUGAUGAGGAACUCUAUCACCCCCUCCCCGAUCGUACAAGCGAGGCAUCUGGACCGACUGGACCACUCCGAGAGAGAACAAUGGAUCAAGGAGUGGAGGAGCUUCAGGGGCGGAGGUCAAGUGAAACGCUCCAGGCUGUCAACCCCACCCUCUCCCAGCCUGGAGACCCCUGCAGACCUUUUUCCAGAGUCUCCCACCACUGCUGAGAUCAUGGGGGAUGAUUUCACACUGAAUGUCAUCAGUGAAAACUAUCAGAGGCCUGUGCACACAUAAGAAAUGGAGGCAACUUGAUGGAAGAAAGAGCACUGUGAUGAUUAUUUAUUCAAAAAAAAAAAAUGUAAAUAUGUGAACUGACUCAUGAGAGGAUGUAUCCCAGGAUAGAGUAAUGUUUCAUUUUGGAAAGGCAGUCAGAGAGAAACACUCUUCCCCUAUGACUGGAGUCUAUUUCGCAAUAAACUACUCACAGCCCUCUUCUCCUUGCUCUCCUCAUAACAAAGUAACACAUAAGCCUGUUACUUUCCUGAUGGGUUUUCAGCACACAGUGGUAACCCAAUUAGUCAUGCCACCCACCCCUCCAAAAAGUGGCACUUUUCCAGGACAAAAUGCUUAGCUGGUUUAUAUAUAUUCCUCUCACCUAGAUACCUUAACAGGCAGACAGGCAAAAACGUGUGGUUUACAGGUUAUUUAUUUAAUUUCCCUGCAUUAUUUGUCUUUUUUCUGGGCUGGUCUGUGAGUAGUUUUGUGUAUGUUGUGCAUAGCUAUUAAAAAAAAAAAAAAAAAAAGCCAUGGAAAUACA